AUGGGACAGAGGAACAAUGUCACAGAAUUUGUCCUCCUGGGCCUCACUCAGGAUCCCAAUGUGCAAAAAGCCUUAUUCAUCCUGUUUUCACUCAUCUACAUUGUGACAGUGGUGGGCAACCUGCUCAUUGUGGUGACUGUGAUUUCCAGCCCCUCUUUGGAUUCCCCAAUGUACUUCUUCCUUGCAUACCUGUCACUCAUGGAUGCUGUGUAUGCCACUACUAUUUCACCCAAGUUGAUUGUAGACUUACUCUGUGAGUUAAAGACUAUUUCCUUUCAAGCCUGCAUGAUCCAGCUCUUUACAGAACACUUCCUUGGUGGUGCAGAAGUCUUCCUUCUAGUGGUGAUGGCCUAUGAUCGCUAUGUGGCCAUCUGUAAGCCACUGCACUAUAUGACCAUCAUGAAUAGACGGGUUUGCAUCCUCCUGUUGGUGGUGGCUUGGGUUGGAGGUUUUGGACACUCGAUUGUUCAACUUGUCAUUGCGUACAGCCUCCCUUUUUGUGGCCCCAAUAUCAUUGACCACUUCAUCUGUGACAUGUACCCACUGUUGGAACUUGCCUGCACCGACACCUAUUUCAUAGGCCUCACUGUGGUUGCUAAUGGUGGCGCCAUCUGUAUGGUGGUCUUCAUCCUCCUCCUCAUCUCCUAUGGCGUCAUCCUGAACAAUCUUAAGACUCACAGUCAGGAGGGGAGGCGCAAAGCCCUGUCCACCUGCAGCUCCCACAUCACGGUGGUUGUCCUAUUUUUUGUGCCCUGUAUCUUCAUGUAUGUUCGACCUGUUUCUAACUUGCCUAUUGACAAAUCCAUAGCUGUUUUUUAUACAGUUGUCACUCCCAUGUUGAAUCCUUUGAUCUAUACCUUGAGAAAUUCAGAAAUGAAAAAUUCCAUGGAGAAAUUGUGGUGCAAAAUGUGA
Dipodomys ordii (Ord's kangaroo rat) is the source of this 912-nucleotide messenger RNA. Its product is annotated as olfactory receptor 4A5-like. Lineage: Eukaryota; Metazoa; Chordata; Mammalia; Rodentia; Heteromyidae. The transcript is spliced from 2 exons. Gene Ontology annotation, biological process: G protein-coupled receptor signaling pathway. The record is from RefSeq and is a predicted model, not a curated record. Gene Ontology annotation, molecular function: olfactory receptor activity; G protein-coupled receptor activity. Gene Ontology annotation, cellular component: membrane. Bases 1 to 912 code for a protein of 303 amino acids.